GAAAGGAAGCAGCAGCGGCAGCAAGCCCAUGACGAUGGCCAUGGCGAUGCUGACGCCCAUGCUCAGGUGCCAGUGACCUUUGACCCAGCUAUUGACAUCUUGGCGGAGGAGCAGAUCAAUUUCCUGUCAGCCAGGAAGCAGUUCCUGCGAGAAGGAGAAGGAGGGGCACAAGGUCCAAUCGGGAGGGAUGUGGCCCCGAGUUUCCACUUUGUCAAGUCCGGUGAGGAGGAGGAAGAGUUCAUGCAAGCUCGUGCCAUCCUGACCAUCCUGCCUGAUGAGGAGGAGGAGGAGGAGGAGGAGCAGGGCCAAUCACAGUGCGACUCUGGCCUGGAUGAGGAGGCGUCUGCCUCAGUCCCGCUCAGCUGGCAGGACUGUGCGUCUGACAGUGGUGCUUCCUCCAACACCUCUACUGCUUGUUCACCCCCUGAUGACCUCCCACCAACGGCUGCAAUCCAAAAGGAGAAAGGAGAAGAGGAGGCACUUGAGGACUGUGCUGGGGUACUGGUGCAGAACGCCCUCCGCCAUGCCCUAGCAGCUCAUAAUGGAGACGCUGCUGAGAAGGGAGGAGAGGAGGUGCAGCGACAGUCAACGCCUCCUGCCACUCCUCCUCUUCCCCCUGCCUUCGUUAACCCAAUACCAGCUCCUGCCACUGAACCAGAUGACUCCUUAUCCUCACCCUCAGUCACAUCCACAGCCCUGCCACUGCCGCCACAGAGAGCCAGAGAGGGAGGAGGUCCCCGAAUUAAGAUCCAGUCUUCCUAUGCCAGAGCACUCGCUGCCUCUGCCCAAGCUCCACCCACUGUGCAGGAGGCGCUGCCGUCAGCUCCCAGGUCUGCUGCAAUCUACCGUCCCCCCUCCCCUCCCACGCCACAGAGUCCUGAGCGGCCUAGCUACUUCAGCAAGUACUCAGAGGCGGCCGAGCUGCGGAGCACAGCAGAGGUUGGGGGACGGGGCCUUCAGCAGGAGGCCGGGGGAGGUCCGUUUCGCUUGCGCUCGCGGCGGCAGCGGACAUUGUCCAUGAUUGAGGAGGAGAUCCGUGCGGCGCAGCAGCGUGAGGAGGAGCUGAAGAAGCAGAGGGAGGUGCUGGUUGCUGUCGUUGACCCAGCAGAAAAGAAGAGGAGGAGUGACAGAGGGACGUGCAGACAGACCACACUGACGGCACGCACGGCUCCAGGUACCGGGGACUGGAUGUUGUGCACCAAUUAUGAGGGCAUCACACUGCUCAGCCUCCCUGGGAAAGUCUACUCUAGGGUGCUGGAAGAGAGGCUCUGGCCGAUUAUUGAACCUCGGAUCCAGGAGGAACAAUGCGGAUUCUGUCCUGGCUGUGGACCAACGGACAAACACUUUACCCUAGCAGAAGUGCUGAGGGAGGCAUGGGAGUUUGACCGGCCAGUCUACAUGUGUUUUGUGGACUUGGAGAAGGCUUAUGACUGUAUACCCUGGGAGACUCUGUGGAGGGUACUGCAGGAGUAUGGGGUACCAGGGCAGUUGCUACAAGCCAUCCAGUCCUUGUAUAACCAAAGUGAGAGCUUUGCCUGUAUUCUCGGCACAAAGUCAAACACGUUUUUGGUGGGUGCUGGACUCCGCCAAGGUUGUCCCUUGUCUCCGAUUCUUUUUGUGAUAUUCAUGGACAGGAUCUCAAGGCACAGCUGA
This is a messenger RNA of Lampris incognitus (smalleye Pacific opah), 1653 nucleotides long. Its product is annotated as A-kinase anchor protein 2-like. NCBI's taxonomy places the organism in Eukaryota, Metazoa, Chordata, Actinopteri, Lampriformes, Lampridae. The transcript has 4 exons. The annotation marks the transcript as partial. The record is from RefSeq and is a predicted model, not a curated record.